Stylonychia lemnae is the source of this 633-nucleotide messenger RNA. The record is from the annotation of a GenBank genome assembly. Lineage: Eukaryota; Ciliophora; Spirotrichea; Sporadotrichida; Oxytrichidae.
AUGGUUAUGAAAUCAACUUUAAAGAUCGUAUUAGAUCCAUUUUGCUAUCGAUAAUUCGAGGCAUCUGCUGGUCGACUAUUCAUAAACUAUGACAGAGAAGCUUUCAAUGAGGUUAUAAACGAACAUUACUUGAAGGUAAAGGAUGAGGGUGGCUUAAAAGACGGCUACGCUCCUUUCUGCAAGCAUUUGUUUGUUGAGAACUUCACCUCAUUAGUAAGUGAGUAUAUCAAGAUUACUAAAGAAAACGAGGGUCUCAUCAGAAGUGGUUAUUAAGCCAGAAGAGAAAAUGAACUGGCAGUCCUUAACAGAUGGAUUGAUAUAUAGCAAUUAGAGGAGUAAACUGGACAACCAGUUCCUAAGGCCAAGUAUCUUGACAUAAUCCUAUAUAGUAAAGCAUAAAUUUUUGAGGAAAAUAAGGCCCUUGGAUAAGAAGACCAAAACAAAGAUAUCGAUUAUGAUUAUGCAAUUGUGGCUGCUAAAUCCUAAGAUGAUGAUCAUGAAACCCCAAUGCAGCCAAUUACUAUAAUGAGAAACGCUCUCGGCAAAGAAUAGGGUGGUUCAGGAGUAACACUAGAUGCAGAGAAAUACAAAGAGAGUGUUAAAUUCUGGUAGGAACAUAUUUCUAUCAAUUGA